UGACAGCCCGAGUUGUUACUCCUAUAAACAAGAUUACAAAAACAAGAAGAAACAAGCGCGUUUUGAACAUUCCAACCGAAAAACCCGUCACUUUCCCUCUCCCUCCCUGCUUUCCUCCCUUUUUCUCUUUCUCUCCUCUCUCCAAUCUCUCCCAUCUCUCCCUCUACUAUUUAUUAUACAAAGUUUCGCCAAGAAAUCCAUCACACAUACACGCCAAGACAUGUUCAAAAACCUUAACCAUACUAGUAGCUAGUACCAAGCUUAACACGCUCAUAUAUUCAUUACAAUUUUCAACUGACCUGGUAUCACCUCUUACUUGUUAUCAUACCCUUUUUUGUGUUGAAUUUUUAUCUGGGUCAACUGUUAUUUUUUCUUUUUAUAGUGUUUUUGAGGAUUGGGUUUUGAUUUAUUCUUCAUUCAAGCCUAGUUGAUCAUAAUCUAUAAGUAUUUAAGUGCUUGUGUUGGGGAUAGUAAGAAUUUCUGGUGAGGUAUGAGAUUGAACUUUUAAGUGUUUGUGAGUGAAAAUUUAUAGGAGUGAUUGUAUUUGAUGGGGAACAACUGUGUUGGAUCAAGAGGGCUUCUUAAAGAUGGCGUUUUCCAGUCAAUUUCAAAUACUAUUUGGUGGUCUGAACCUCAGGACAAGAUUGGGUAUACGAAAAGAGAGAUUAGUGCUGAAUCUUCUCCUCCUGAUCAAGGGACUGAUUUUCAUAAUGUUGUUCAGAAUAAGCCUCCUGAGAUGAUUCAGAUAUUUAAAGAUGAGCCUAGAUCAGCUAAGAAAGUGACCCCAGUGAAGGAUGAUGAUAAGCAAUCACAAUCUGCUGGGGAACCCGAGAAGGCGAAGAAAGCAAAUGGGAAUACUAAAAGGUCGGAGAAACCAGAGAAACCAGAGAAACCAGAGAAACCAGAAAAACAUGAGAAACCGCAACAUAAGAAGCCACAGAAUGUGAAGAGAGUUUCGAGUGCAGGGCUUCAGGCAAAAUCAGUGUUGAAAACAAAGACUGGUCAUUUGAAAGAAUACUUUAAUCUUGGUCGCAAACUAGGACACGGGCAAUUUGGAACUACUUUUCUUUGUGUGGAGAAAACAACAGGCAAGGAGUAUGCUUGCAAAUCCAUUGCGAAAAGGAAAUUAGUGACUGAGGAUGAUGUGGAGGAUGUGAGGAGGGAGAUUGAGAUAUUGCAUCACUUGUCUGGAGACCCCAAUGUUGUGUCCAUUAAAGGAGCUUACGAAGAUGCUGUUGCGGUUCAUGUCAUUAUGGAACUGUGUGGUGGGGGUGAGCUCUUUGAUAGGAUCACGAAGCGAGGGCAUUAUACAGAAAGAAAGGCAGCUAACCUUGCCAGAACAAUUCUUAAAGUUGUAGAAUCUUGUCACUCAAUGGGAGUUAUGCAUCGUGAUCUUAAGCCUGAGAAUUUCCUUUUUGUUAACGAGGAGGAGGAGUCGGCUCUUAAAACUAUUGACUUUGGAUUAUCAGUAUUCUUCAAGCCAGGGGAAAUCUUUACUGAUGUGGUUGGAAGCCCUUAUUAUGUUGCACCGGAAGUACUGCGUAAACGUUAUAGUCAAGAAGCAGAUAUCUGGAGUGCUGGAGUGAUCAUAUAUAUUCUCUUAAGUGGGGUGCCUCCAUUUUGGGCUGAAACUGAGCAGGAUAUAUUUGAAGAGGUUUUGCGUGGUGAUCUCGACUUCUCAUCUGAUCCAUGGCCCAAGAUAUCUGAAAGUGCUAAAGAUCUGGUUAGGAGAAUGCUUGUUAGAGACCCCAAAAGGCGGAUAACUGCUCAUGAAGCUUUGUGCCACCCGUGGGUGCGGGUCAAUGGUGUGGCACCUGACAAGCCUCUUGACUCUGCAAUCUUGAGCCGCUUGACUCAGUUUUCUGCUAUGAAUAAGCUUAAAAAGAUGGUUCUGAGAGUCAUUGCAGAGAAUCUCUCGCCAGAAGAAAUUGCUGGGCUAAAAGAAAUGUUUAAAAUGAUAGACACAGACAACAGUGGCCAAAUUACUUUUGAUGAACUCAAGGUUGGACUGAAGAAGUUUGGAGCUAAUCUUAAAGAGUCUGAGAUUUACGAUCUAAUGCAUGCUGCUGAUGUCGACAACAACGGAACUAUUGAUUACGGGGAGUUUAUUGCUGCAACCUUGCAUCUGAACAAAGUUGAGAAAGGAGAUCAUCUUUUUGCCGCUUUUUCAUACUUUGACAAAGAUGGCAGCGGUUACAUUACCCAAGAUGAACUUCAACAAGCUUGUGAAGAGUUCGGCAUUGAUAACACUCAAUUAGAUGAAAUGAUCAAAGAAGCUGACCAGAAUAAUGAUGGCAGAAUAGAUUACAAUGAGUUUGUGGCGAUGAUGCAGAAAGGAGAUAAUGAUAUGGGUAAGAGACGGUUACAAAGUAAUUUUAGCAUGGGAUUCAGGGAGGCUCUACCUGUCUACUGACAUAGCGACGACACUGAAUCUUUACAUAUACUUUAUUCGUUUAAAUUUACACGAAUUCACUAGGGUUGAGAAUCACAACAUGCUGUUUAGAUAGCAGAUGCCAAAACUCGUCAGGUUGUGGUCGACUUGAGUAGCAUAGGUACAUUGCUGAUUUGUGUCUGGACAGAUUGCACAAUGCUAUGUUACUUUUAUUGUAUAAACUGUGGAAAUGACAUUUGGUGCC
Daucus carota subsp. sativus is the source of this 2636-nucleotide messenger RNA. Its product is annotated as calcium-dependent protein kinase 1. Gene Ontology annotation, cellular component: nucleus; cytoplasm. Gene Ontology annotation, biological process: peptidyl-serine phosphorylation; protein autophosphorylation; intracellular signal transduction. Gene Ontology annotation, molecular function: calcium/calmodulin-dependent protein kinase activity; calcium-dependent protein serine/threonine kinase activity; calcium ion binding. The transcript has 7 exons. Bases 548 to 2413 code for a protein of 621 amino acids. Lineage: Eukaryota; Viridiplantae; Streptophyta; Magnoliopsida; Apiales; Apiaceae. The record is from RefSeq and is a predicted model, not a curated record.